This is a messenger RNA of Lepisosteus oculatus (spotted gar), 2178 nucleotides long. RefSeq names its product actin related protein 3B (gene actr3b). Lineage: Eukaryota; Metazoa; Chordata; Actinopteri; Semionotiformes; Lepisosteidae. Gene Ontology annotation, molecular function: actin filament binding. The record is from RefSeq and is a predicted model, not a curated record. Gene Ontology annotation, cellular component: actin cortical patch.
GGAAGUAUUCAUGCUGUCAGCAUUACGGAGGAGUAACGGUACAUGGGGGUAAUCUGGCAUUGCAGUGUCCUGUAGUACGGUUUCCUUAAUUUAGAAGUCAAAAUACAUAUUUUGUUAUUUAUUCAUGUUACAGUAAAACAGGGAUAUUUGUCUAACCCAAGCAAUGGCUGUGCAUUUACCUCCUUGCGUUAUUGACUGUGGAACUGGAUACACAAAGAUUGGCUAUGCUGGGAAUACUGAACCACAGUUCAUCAUACCUUCAUGUAUUGCUAUAAGAGAAUCUGCAAAAGUGGGUGACCAGGCACAGAGGAGGCUGAUGCGUGGAGUGGAUGAUUUAGAUUUCUUCAUUGGAGAUGAAGCUAUUGAUAAGCCAACCUAUGCAACAAAGUGGCCAAUUCGACAUGGUAUAAUUGAAGACUGGGAUUUGAUGGAGAGAUUUAUGGAACAAGUAAUAUUUAAAUAUCUACGAGCAGAGCCUGAAGACCAUUAUUUUCUUAUGACAGAACCUCCACUGAAUACUCCUGAGAACAGAGAAUACUUAGCAGAAAUCAUGUUUGAAUCAUUUAAUGUUCCUGGUCUCUAUAUUGCUGUGCAGGCAGUAUUGGCUCUGGCAGCUUCUUGGACUUCCAGGCAGGUUGGAGAACGUACGCUGACUGGUAUUGUCAUAGACAGUGGCGAUGGAGUGACUCAUGUGAUUCCAGUGGCAGAAGGAUACGUCAUUGGAAGCUGCAUCAAACACAUCCCCAUUGCAGGCAGAGACAUCACGUAUUUUAUACAGCAGCUCCUGAGAGAAAGAGAGAUAGGAAUCCCUCCUGAGCAGUCUCUGGAAACGGCAAAGGCAGUCAAGGAAAGGUACUGUUACAUCUGUCCAGAUAUUGUCAAGGAAUUUACAAAAUAUGACACAGAUCCUGGAAAAUGGAUAAAGAAGUACAAGGGCAUUAAUGUCAUAAGCAAAAGAGAAUUCCUGAUAGAUGUUGGAUAUGAAAGAUUCCUGGGCCCAGAAAUCUUCUUUCAUCCAGAGUUUGCCAACCCUGAUUUUAUGCAGCCCAUUUCAGAUGUAGUUGAUGAGGUAAUACAGAAUUGCCCAAUAGAUGUCAGACGGCCACUGUACAAGAAUGUUGUCCUUUCUGGUGGAUCUACGAUGUUUAGGGACUUUGGACGACGUUUGCAGAGGGAUCUGAAGAGAGUGGUUGAUGCCAGGUUAAGACUUAGUGAAGAGCUAAGUGGCGGGAGGAUAAAGCCCAAACCCAUUGAAGUUCAGGUAAUAACACAUCACAUGCAACGCUAUGCAGUUUGGUUUGGAGGUUCCAUGCUUGCUUCAACGCCUGAAUUCUUCCACGUGUGCCACACUAAGAAGGACUAUGAAGAGUAUGGGCCCAGUAUCUGUCGCCACAACCCUGUCUUUGGAGUCAUGUCAUAAUGUUGUGCUUUUGUCAAUGAACACUUUGGCAGUAAAAGGUGAACAUUGUGACUUGUAAUGCUGGUACCAGGGAUGGGAAGAAAACCUGCUGUCAGAAAGACUAGAGGCACUUCAAGUGAAGCCAUACAAUGAUGACUGUUUUCUAGCAUUGAUUUUAUGUCCCUCAUAAUGCUCCUGUUCUGCAGAGCAGACUUAGGUUGUGCAAAGGCUAAAUUCUAUAUCUAAUUAUUUGGGCUGUGGAAGAGGGCACUCAAAGAUAAUUUUUUAAGCAGCCCUAAAAAAAUGCAAAAUGCAAGGCUUUCAAAAUGUAUAUAGAAUAUAUAUAUAUAGACUAUAAUUGCUAAGUAUUGCAAACUUAGUUUAUAUUUCAAAUUAUUUUGUAUUAAAAAGUACGAGAAAGAUAGUCGGAACCUAAAGGUACUUAAUGUAUGAUAUGCUGUAAUGACUUGAAAUCAAGGUGUCUAGUUUAAGUACAGUAACAGUGCAGUUGUAAGGCAUGUGAAUAGUUUUAAUAGGUUGUAUGUUAUUAAAUUAUUUUUCUCAUCCAUGUAUGCAGAAAUUCAAGGUGGUUUUAACUUAAAAUUAUGUAAUUAAUAUAUAUUAUCUAUCUCCUAUAACAUUUAUUUAUUAUUAUCACAGUUAAUUUACCUAUACUAUAGAAGAAAGUAAGUUAUUACUUGAGGGUUUUUUUUUGCUGAUAGCUAAAAGGCUGCAUCAAAACAAUCUUAAUAAAGACACUUCACACCUUUUACAGUUGA